UGGGCACUGUAGCUCUGACUGAGCUGACGGGUUUUCAUUUAGUCCGAAUCGUUCAGCCUAUUAACUAUUAUUAUCAUGAGCACGUUUGAAGCAAAAGUAAUUUAUCGUAAUUAAUUCCUAUCAAUGACCUUGAGAAAAAAGUUCCACCAGCAGACUACAUUUGGGUUUUGAUUUUUCUAAUCGUCACAUCAUCUGCUUGAGAUGAGAUUAACUUUCGUCAUCCAUCCAUUUUUGUCAAACGUAUCGUGAAUCAAGUUUAAGAUUAUGUGUUGAGGCAAUUUGUUUCAGAAUUAAAUAGCUACCACUGACGCUCGCAGUCAUAAAAUUAAAAGCAAUGCUUUCUAACAAUUUCAAGGUUAUGAAAUGUAACAGGAGUCAAGCAACUUCACGUUAUAAUUGACUAGAAUCGAAAGGACAAUUGCGCAACAGAAUGACAAUUUGCUGAUUGCAGGCCACGAAAACGGAAAAUCCAACAGAUGAAAAACACAAACCAGACAUUCAACUCGACGUUCACUGGGAACUUUCGGACGCCCGCAAGUUAUAGCCGUUCUCUUACAGCGAUUAACAGUCUCUAAUUAUCAUCCAGUAUCUAAAAACAUCCAUCAGAAACUAGAACAAGGUGAAUCAACAAAUCCUUUAUAAAGGCUGGCUUUUUCCAAAUGGACAUUCACAGUCAAACCGAAGUUUUAAUCGAAAAGUAAGAUGAAGUUCCAUUGCUUGCCUUUGGUAGUUGCCAUUUUGUGCAUCUCAGUCACCCAUUCUGCACCGUGGCCCAGGGAAGACUCCAGUCUCUUGAAACAACAAGGAGCUGAUGGAAUUAAAAAUGGCGAGUCCGUGAAACGUGCUGCCAAUAACCGCAGAUCAAUGACUGGUGUUCCUUUCUUCGAAGUCCAUGAUCUGACCGGAGUUAAACACGAACACAUCCCUCAUGAUGUCAUGCCGUUUGAAGUCGUUAACAUCGACGGUCACACCCACAACACUCUUCCGGCUGGUAUCAUCCCCGUUGAAAUUAUUCAGCAAAAUUCACCCGAAGUCUUUGAAGUCCACGAUCUGACCGGAGUUAAACACGAACACAUCCCUCAUGAUGUCAUGCCGUUUGAAGUCGUUAACAUCGACGGUCACACCCACAACACUCUUCCGGCUGGUAUCAUCCCCGUUGAAAUUAUUCAGCAAAAUUCACCCGAAGUCUUUGAAGUUCACGAUCUGACCGGAGUUGAGCACGAUGACAUCCCUGAUGACGUCGUCCCUUUCGAAGUCGUUAACAUCGACGGCCACACCCAUGAAACUCUUCCGGCUGACAUCAUCCCUGUUGAAGUUAUUCAACCGAAUUCGGCCGAAGUCUUCGAAGUUCACAACUUGGACGGAGUUGACCAUGACGAUAUCCCCGAUGAUCUCUCCGUGUUUGAGGUUGUCGAUAUCUCCGGACACACCCAUGAGACCCUGCCUAAGGAUGUCUUCCCUGUCCACAUCACUCCCAUUGGCCCAGUUUCUGCUGGAGCCAGUGCUGUCAGCACAGACGGAUCUGCCGUUUUUGCUUCCGCCUCCGCUUCAUCGUCUGGAAUUCCGGCCGGCCGGCCGGCCGGAGUGACUCGCACCUCAUCUGGCAUGUCCCGCAUUAAAGUUGUUCCAUCUUACGUCAACCGGAUGAAGUUCCCUACCAAGUCUGCUGUACCUCAUGUCGCUCCUGCAGUUGCCAGUGCCAGGCCUUAUGCUGCUACUAAAGUGAAAUGUCGCCAACCGGAUCUUUUCCCGUUCAGAGGACCUGCCACAGGCAUGUUCAAAUUCUUCUCGGAUAUCGUACGAGAGGAACUGUCCGAUUGCACCGCUGGAGGACAAAUGCAUUAAAAAAAGAUAUUGCCAAUUAUUUAUUUAAUAGAAAACCACUACUUGCUGCUGUACGCAAUACUAUUUAUUUAAAUGAAAUAAGCCAGUAAAUUUGUCACAAUCAA
Molecule: messenger RNA, 1949 nt
Organism: Daphnia pulex (common water flea)
Lineage: Eukaryota; Metazoa; Arthropoda; Branchiopoda; Diplostraca; Daphniidae
Exons: 4
Coding region: 703-1845 (380 amino acids)
Source: RefSeq, a predicted model, not a curated record